Molecule: messenger RNA, 1485 nt
Organism: Apodemus sylvaticus (European woodmouse)
Lineage: Eukaryota; Metazoa; Chordata; Mammalia; Rodentia; Muridae
Product: cytochrome P450 2G1
Exons: 9
Coding region: 1-1485 (494 amino acids)
Biological process (GO): xenobiotic metabolic process
Cellular component (GO): cytoplasm; intracellular membrane-bounded organelle
Molecular function (GO): iron ion binding; heme binding; oxidoreductase activity, acting on paired donors, with incorporation or reduction of molecular oxygen, reduced flavin or flavoprotein as one donor, and incorporation of one atom of oxygen
Source: RefSeq, a predicted model, not a curated record
AUGGCGCUGGGAGGGGCCUUCGGUAUCUUUAUGGCGCUCUGCCUGUCUUGCCUGCUCAUCCUGAUCGCUUGGAAGCGGACCAGUAAGGGAGGAAAGCUGCCCCCCGGCCCCACACCAAUACCGUUUUUGGGGAACCUGUUACAAGUCCGCAUUGAUGCCACAUUUCAGUCCUUCCUGAAGCUCCAGAAGAAGUAUGGCUCUGUGUUCACCGUGUACUUCGGUCCAAGGCCAGUGGUUGUCUUAUGUGGACAUGAGGCAGUGAAGGAGGCCCUGGUGGACCAGGCAGACAACUUCAGUGGCCGUGGUGAAAUGCCUACACUAGAGAAGAACUUCCAAGGUUAUGGUUUAGCUCUGUCCAAUGGAGAACGAUGGAAGAUUCUUCGUCGUUUUUCCCUGACCGUCCUUCGAAACUUUGGGAUGGGGAAGCGGAGCAUUGAGGAACGGAUCCAGGAGGAGGCUGGCUACCUACUGGAGGAACUCCAUAAGGUCAAGGGAGCUCCCAUAGAUCCCACCUUCUACCUGAGCCGCACAGUGUCCAACGUCAUCUGUUCCGUCGUCUUUGGAAAACGCUUCGACUAUGAGGACCAGCGUUUCCAGAGCCUCAUGAGGAUGAUCAAUGAGAGCUUUGUGGAGAUGAGCAUGCCCUGGGCGCAGUUAUAUGACAUGUACUGGGGAGUCAUGCAGUAUUUUCCAGGAAGACACAACCACCUCUACAACUUGAUAGAAGAGCUUAAGGACUUCAUUGCAUCCAGGGUCAAGAUCAAUGAAGCAUCCUUUGACCCCUCAAGUCCUAGGGACUUCAUCGAUUGCUUUCUCAUCAAGAUGUACCAGGAUAAAAGUGACCCGCACUCAGAAUUCAACCUCAAGAACUUGGUUCUCACCACCCUCAACCUCUUCUUUGCUGGCACGGAAACUGUGAGUUCCACUUUACGAUAUGGAUUCUUGCUGCUGAUGAAGUACCCCGAGGUAGAGGCCAAGGUCCACGAGGAGAUUAACCAGGUGAUCGGAACACACCGUGUCCCAAGAGUGGAUGACCGGGCCAAAAUGCCCUACACUGAUGCUGUCAUACAUGAGAUACAGAGGUUGACAGACAUUGUGCCCCUAGGUGUCCCCCAUAAUGUUGUACGGGACACUCAUUUCCGAGGCUACUUUCUACCCAAGGGUACAGAUGUGUAUCCCCUGAUUGGCUCGGUUCUCAAAGACCCCAAAUACUUCCGCUACCCAGAUGCUUUUUAUCCUCAACACUUCCUGGAUGAACAGGGGCGUUUCAAGAAGAAUGAUGCUUUUGUGGUCUUUUCCUCUGGAAAGCGCAUCUGUGUUGGGGAGGCCCUGGCCCGCAUGGAGCUCUUCCUGUACUUCACCUCCAUCCUUCAGAGAUUCUCCUUAAGUUCCCUGGUGCCUCCUGCUGAUAUUGACAUUGCCCACAAGAUCUCAGGCUUUGGCAACAUCCCCCCGACUUAUGAGCUCUGCUUCAAGGCUCGCUGA